AUGCUUUCCUUCCUUCUCUUGGCUCUUGUGGCUCACGCCACACCUAUAACAUGUCAAAAUAUACUUCAAAAGAGGUUAAAUAUACUUCAAAAGAGGUUAAACAUAAUCAUCCUGGCCGGACAAAGCAACAUGGCUGGUCGAGGAGGGGUCGCCAAUGACAGCGCGACGGGGAUCCCGAGAUGGGACGGUGACAUUCCUCCACAAUGCCAACCCAACCCUUCAAUGUUCAAGCUGAGUGCGAACAUGACAUGGGUUGAAGCCCGGGAGCCAAUCCAUGCAGACAUCGAUGCCAAGAAAACAAAUGGUAUUGGACCCGGAAUGCCGUUCGCCAAUGCUGUAUUGACCAAGGACCCCAACAUAGGGCUGGUGGGAUCGGUGACUUGCGCCAUUGGAGGGACCAGUAUCAGCCGGUGGCAAAAAGGGGAGUUCUUGUAUGAGCAGCUGGUGAAGAGGGCUCGACUGGCGUUGCAGAGUGGAGGAGGAUAUAAAGCCAUGCUUUGGUACCAAGGGGAGAUUGAUACAAUACAUAAACAAGAUGUUGAAUUGUACGGAGGCAGAUUGAAGAGGUUUUUCCAUGAUUGGCGUUCUGAUCUGCAGGCUCCUAUGCUCCCAAUUUUCCAGGUGGUUAUAGCAUCAGGACAGGGAGCCCAAAUAAAGAUAGGGCUUGGGAAUGUGAAAAGCUUGGACGCCAAGGGACUUUCUCUGGAAGCAGACGGGCUUCAUCUCACCACUCCAGCACAGAUGCUUAUAGGUUCUAAAUGUUACACCACUUCUUUGUAUUCAUACUAA
Messenger RNA from Hibiscus syriacus, 789 nucleotides. RefSeq names its product probable carbohydrate esterase At4g34215. The record is from RefSeq and is a predicted model, not a curated record. The transcript has 3 exons. NCBI's taxonomy places the organism in Eukaryota, Viridiplantae, Streptophyta, Magnoliopsida, Malvales, Malvaceae. The coding region runs from base 1 to 789 and encodes 262 amino acids.